Paraphaeosphaeria sporulosa is the source of this 1863-nucleotide messenger RNA. RefSeq lists its product as uncharacterized. The record is from RefSeq and is a predicted model, not a curated record. The transcript has a single exon. Gene Ontology annotation, biological process: positive regulation of gene expression. Lineage: Eukaryota; Fungi; Ascomycota; Dothideomycetes; Pleosporales; Didymosphaeriaceae. Bases 1 to 1863 code for a protein of 620 amino acids.
AUGGCAGAGGAGAAGGAAGCUCCCCAGAGCGAGCCUGCCAACGGCGCCGCGCCCAACGGCAAUGCGCCCGGGACCACGGAGAAGCACGACGAGAAGAACCCCCCGGCGCCCCUGAAGCAGAAGACGCGGACAGACUCGAGCAAGAAGGGGCCCGCCGGCGGCUUCGACGAUACACCGCUCCCGCGCGCUCCGCCUGGCUACACCAUCAAGAUUACCCUGCACCGCGCGAGAAACCUCCCUCUCGCCGAUAUCAACACGCUCUCCGCCGACCCCUACGUUAUCGCAGAGCUCCACACCUCGCUGCCGACGCGCCACAAGGAAGACCCGCCCUUGCAACGGCGCACCGCAACGAUCCGCCAGAACACGGACCCCGAGUGGAACGCAGAAUGGAUAGUCGCAAAUGUCCCCGCGUCAGGCUUCCGGUUGAAGUGCCGCAUAUACGACGAAGAUCCAGCGGAUCACGAUGACCGGUUGGGUAAUGUCCACGUCGUGGUAGAUUCGUUGAGCGAGAACUGGAGUGGCAUACGCGAACAGAUAUAUCCGAUCAAGAAGCGCAUGGCAAGCAAGCGGGCCUACCUGCUGCGCGCAUUGGCUGUGUGCUUCAGAAAAGCCGAGCAUAUGCACGGCGAGAUGACCGUGAGCGUCGAAGUCCUUGGACGCACCCAGGACGAGAAUGGCGGCCGAACAUACACAGUGGGACCGCAGUACUGGAUACGGCAUUAUUCACCGCUGCUGGGCCGUCUGCUCGGAAAGAAGGCGCCCGACGAGAAUGGCUCCAGCAGCGGGGCGUCAGAGAAGAAGAAGCCAGAGCGCUACAACUUCCAGGCGAACCAGAUGCAGCUGCGCGGUCCGACUCCCGAAGCCAUGUACCACCGCUACGUCGAAUUCAAGCCUUUCGUCAAGGCCAUGUUCACUGCAAAAGGUUUCCGUGGUUUCAUCCUCUCGAAAGCAUUACACCACCAGCACACGCGCGUCUACAAUUUCGAUCGCGAGACUGCGUUCGAAUCCUUCCCAGAGCCCUGCAAGGAGUUCACGCAGAAGUUCCUCGAGCUCGUACACCACGACCAAGGAGGGCGCAUCUUCACAUACGUCCUUACGCUAGACGGCCUCUUCCGCUUUACCGAAACCGGGAAGGAGUUCGGCAUCGACAUGCUGUCCAAGCACACUAUGCACUCUGAUGUUGCAGCCUACAUCGCCUUCUCGGGGGAGUUCUUCAUCCGGCGCCUUAAGAAUCCGCACAACAAGCCUCCCGAAGAAGGCGGCCACAACUCGUCGCACCCUCCCGACGAAAUCUCUGGCGGACCGCCCAAAGACCAGCCCGUCAAGGACCCCUCAUACUACGAGCUCAUCAUCGACAACGACUCCGGCACGUACCGCCCCAACGCGCAGCUCCUCCCACAGCUCAAGGCCUUCUUUGAGUCGAAUUUCCCCGGCCUCCACGUCGUCACGCUCGACUGCCAGGGUCAAGCCGAGAAGAUGGACAAGAUGAAGAAGGAGCAGCGCGAGCGCAAGAAGGCUGAGGGCGACCACAUCGUGUACAAGCAGAUCAGCAGGAGCAGCAGCAUGAGCUCGAGCGACAUUGAAGACUUGGAAAGGUUGCAAGACGAAGACAGUCGCACGGAGCCGCACUUCAGGCACCACCUGCAGGCGUUGGCGGCUGGCAAGGGCGAGGCCAUGAAGCAGCACGCGAAGGACUACCGGCCUCACAAUAACCGCGAGGGCUGGAGAGGCGACGACCAUCCUGCGCGCCACGACGAUGCGGGCGCGGGUCCGUCGGCGCAGGGUGAUAGCGCGAGGCUUUCGAGGGAGGGAGAAAAUGCCGCUCCUGCGACCGCGGGGCAGCAGGACCCGUCGAAUUCGUGA